Labrus bergylta (ballan wrasse) is the source of this 2862-nucleotide messenger RNA. It is a transcript of the gene p4htmb, whose product is annotated as prolyl 4-hydroxylase, transmembrane b. Gene Ontology annotation, molecular function: procollagen-proline 4-dioxygenase activity; iron ion binding; L-ascorbic acid binding. Gene Ontology annotation, biological process: peptidyl-proline hydroxylation to 4-hydroxy-L-proline. Gene Ontology annotation, cellular component: endoplasmic reticulum. The record is from RefSeq and is a predicted model, not a curated record. NCBI's taxonomy places the organism in Eukaryota, Metazoa, Chordata, Actinopteri, Labriformes, Labridae.
GCUGUCAACGAGCAUCCUGCAAUAUAAAGCAGGAUGCACUACAGGCUGAUGUUUUUAUAUGUUCACCAGUCAGAUGUCGUUGAUUUUAAAGGGUAAUUGUCGUACUCUAGUCGAUUCUAGGUCAGGUUUACGGACCGGGUUUUCUAAGAUGAGCUCCACCGUGGUUUGGGAUGCGCAGUGGGCUCUGUAGCCGCUGCUGACUGGGACUGCUGCAGUGUAAACAAGACUCUGCGAGGCUGCAGCGCCGCCGUCUGUGGGCGAAAACACAACGACACAGUACCAUUGGCAGCCUAGUUCACUUCUCAGUUUAAACGAGAACAGUUGUAUGAAGAAUCCUAAAUGGGUUUGUUAGUGCGCAGUAAGUUUUUAUGCAGCAGUGGAUGUCUUUGUUUCAUUUAAUUCGACUUGAUAUGUAGGCUACCUCGCGACGCUUAUUUAUUCAGAUGGACUUCACACCCAAAGAAGUAUCGGGAAAUGACUGACAACCAGGAAACCCCAGAUGCUGAGGAUAGUAGUCCGUCCGGGGGCGCGACCUUGCCGCUCCGGCCGCCAAGCGAGCGCCUCUCAUGCCCCAAGAGCAGCGUCUGCUCUCGCUCCUACUUUGUUGUAGUGAUGGUGUUUUUUCACGUCUACAUCAUUAAUGUUAUUGUGCUGCUAUUCUACGUGCAUUACAGCAGCGGACAGGAAGAUGCCAACCGGAGUCGUGAUGCUCCCCGCCGUGACCAACAGCGCACUGAGUCGGGACGUCCGCCAUCAAAGCCCGACUUUCUGCGCGAUGUUUCUCUGACAAGAGUCGAGGGAAUACGGGUGGGACAUGUGCAGAAGGUGUCACUGGUGCCAGGCAAAGUGCACGAGAUGCGGACUCUGAGUAUGAAACCUCUGCUGUUUGAGAUCCCUAAUUUUUUGUCUGAGGAUGAGUGCCGUGUUGUGAUGCAGCUUGCACAGCUUAAAGGUCUCAUGGAGAGCCAGCUGAUGGUGCAAGAGGGGCAGGAAGAGCUGGCCAAAGAGCUCAACUUGAGCCCAGAGGAGAUCUUCAACCUUCUGGAUAUCAACCAGGACGGACAGUUGCAGCUCCAUGAGAUACUGACUCAUUCUAGAGUGAGGGACGGCAUCUGGCUCACACCAGAGAAUCUGCGAGAAAUCUACGCUGGACUCAAAGCUGACAAGGAUGGUAACGGUUUGCUGAGUCUAGAGGAGUUCACACUUCUGAGCAGUGAUGCCUUCCAGCGCUUCCUGAUGCAGCAGGGCGUGAAAAGGAGUCAGCUGGUUAGGAACAGCAGACACACAUGGCUGUACCAGGGCAAGGAAGCACACCAGGUCCUCCAGGACAUCAAGACCAGGGUAACUCGCCUCACUCGGCUCCCACCGUCAUUGGUGGACCUUAGUGAGCCUCUUCAGGUGGUUCGCUAUGAGGAAGGAGGACACUACCACGCCCACCAUGACAGUGGACCUGUGUAUCCUGAAACCGCCUGCACACACACACGGCUCGCUGCAAACACCUCCACCCCUUUUGAGACUUCCUGCCGGUACAUCACAGUUCUCUUCUACCUGAACUCUGUUGAGGGGGGUGGGGAGACCGCAUUCCCUGUGGCAGACAACAGGACCUAUGAUGAAGUGGCUCUCAUACAGAACGACAUUGAUCUCAUGGACACCAGAAGGAAUUGUGACAAAAGUAAUCUGAGGGUGAAGCCUACAAAAGGGACAGCUGUUUUCUGGUACAACUAUCUCUCUGAUGGAAGAGGUUGGGUAGGAGAACAGGACGAAUAUGCGUUGCAUGGAGGCUGUGUGGUGACACAUGGCACCAAGUGGGUCGCCAAUAAAUGGAUCAACAUUGAUCCAGAUUACCAGCGGCAGGCUCGCUACCAGCAGCUGGUUUCCCAGCAGCCAGAGGACGACGAUGACGAGGGUCUGACCCUGAACCCGGAAACACAGAGUUCUGAUGUUCAUCAAGACUUGUAGCUUUUAAACCAAAUUUAUAUUUAUAGAAAAAUAAAUUCUACCUAGCCUUCUUCAGUCCUGUGCACAAAUUUUUCACACACCCCCUGUGGCCAGUAUGUAGAGACAAGAUUUAUUCAGGGAACGAGGUCACAGGGGCUUUAUGCAACUGUAAAAAGAUGCUGUUGUUAAAUGUUGCUUGGAUAUUUUUAUCCUGUUCACUUUUUCAUUAGUCUGCUAAUUAUAAUAAUUUCCCAUCAAAGGAAUGUUGCACUAGAAACUCAUUUAAAGCAACAAUAUGUAGGUAUUUGGUUUGGUUCGCUGUGAGGCCCAGAGGAGCGUAAAUGCACUGUCAUAAGACUCACAUAGUGCACAGUGCUGUUAGCCUCCCCUCUUUGACAACGUGCAUUUGUGAACAAGCAGAUGAAGUGAGGCCGGCAAAGACGUUGCAAGAAGCUAAACAACCAUGUGGACUAGGUAGGUUAAGGUGGUAAUGUCAAUUUAAAAGGUAUUAUAUUUAAGUAAUAUUACCAGAUUUUGUGCUAUUGAAUCAACCUUUGAUACAGCUAUUUAAAGGUGGAAAAGUUACAUAUUGUUGCUUUAAGAAGUCGAGACAAAAUCAAUCCUUUGCAUGCAUUAGCGUUUGCUGUUGCUUUGAGCAAAAAUUGCACUUGAAUAUGGAAGUGGCUGCUGUAAACAUGUCAAUGUCCUUCCUUGUUGUUGCUACAAUGACCAAAAAAAGGCUCACACACUGUCAGUGUGAUGCAUGUUGCCUUGUCUUUUUUCCUUGAAUUUAUUCAGAUUUUCUGCCAGAUUAUUUUUUAGAAGGGUGAUAUUUGAAUGUUUCAUUUGAUUUAUUGAAUUAUGUAUUUUUUCCCCUAAGCUGCACUGUAUCACUCUCCCACACGGAAUAAAAGUUUAAAUCAG